Messenger RNA from Oncorhynchus kisutch (coho salmon), 334 nucleotides. Its product is annotated as histone H2B-like. NCBI's taxonomy places the organism in Eukaryota, Metazoa, Chordata, Actinopteri, Salmoniformes, Salmonidae. Gene Ontology annotation, molecular function: structural constituent of chromatin; protein heterodimerization activity; DNA binding. The record is from RefSeq and is a predicted model, not a curated record. The annotation marks the transcript as partial. Gene Ontology annotation, cellular component: nucleosome. The transcript has a single exon.
CGAGACAUCAGCAUCAUCCCCGAGCCAGCUCAUGCCCGAGCCAGCAAAGUCCGCGCCCAAGAAGGGCUCCAAGAAAGCCGUCACCAAGACCGCAGGGAAAGGCGGCAAGAAACGCCGAAAGUCGAGGAAGGAGAGCUACGCCAUUUACGUGUACAAAGUCCUGAAGCAGGUCCACCCCGAUACCGGCAUCUCCUCCAAGGCCAUGGGAAUCAUGAACUCGUUCGUGAACGACAUCUUCGAGCGUAUCGCCGGAGAGUCGUCUCGCCUGGCCCACUACAACAAGCGUUCCACCAUCACCUCCAGGGAGAUCCAGACCGCAGUGCGCCUGCUGCUC